AUGAGGGAGAAUACAGACGGUUUUCGCCUGAGAACUGCCGAUGGUGCCAGUAACCAGUGUCAUGUCGGGGCUUUCCGUCCGAACUUCGGCUCUGUAUCACGUGGCUUCUCCGUCCCCUAUCAAAAAAAUUUCUCGAUCGCUAUACUUCUCCCUCUGCAUCCUCACAGUCUAACAUCCACCAUCAUUAUGGAUGGCACCGGGAAGGGUUUACUUUUGAAAGCAGAUCCGAUUGCAGCCUCUUUCCGAGAGGAAGUGCAAUCAACUCUUGUUCAACGCGAUCGACCUCCAAAACUCAUAGGGAUCCUUGCGACCUCUUCUGAACCCAGUCGAAUGUACUCCGAGUUCACCAAGAAACAGUGUGAAGCUCUGGGAUUUGAAUACAUCCUUAAGAAGACGGGGGCUGCCUUAUCAUCAGAUCUUGCGGAAGGCGAAGGGGUCGAAGAGGCGAUUGUAGAAGCAAAUGAAGACGAGCGCGUUGACGGAGUCUUGGUGUAUUUCCCGAUUUUUGGGGUUCAGCAGGAUCACUAUCUGCAACAGGUGGUCUCACCGCUGAAAGAUGUGGAGGGUCUACACUUCAAGUUCCAUUACAACCUCUACCACAAUAUCCGUUUUCUUCGCCCCCAGUUCUUGACGGUCACCACCCAUUCAAACGACGCCGGUCUGACGGUCGCAGAGAAUGACGAACCACCGGCAGGAAUGGUGAAAUCUAUCAUUCCGUGUACACCAUUAGCCAUCGUCAAGUGCCUUGAAUAUGUGGGAGUGUACAAUAAAAUCCUGCCUUAUGGCGACCGCGCCUACGGUAAAACGGUCUGUGUCAUCAACCGCUCGGAAGUCGUUGGCCGUCCCCUUGCAGCGCUGUUGGCUAAUGAUGGAGCGAGAGUAUUUUCAGUUGACAUAGAUUCUAUUCAGGAAUACAACAAGAGGCCCUCAGCUGAGGUGUCAUCUCAAAGGCAAUACUACCCGAGGCAUGUCGUGCGACCUAGUAAUCUCUCUUUACAAGAGUGUAUUGCUCUGUCAGACGUCGUCAUUUCCGCCGUACCGAACGCAAAUUACAAAGUGUAUACGGCGUGGUUAAAAGACGGCUGUGUGUGUGUCAAUGUCGCCGCAGAGAAGAAUUUCGAGAGUAACGUAAGGGAGAAGGCUUCAAUAUACAUCCCUGCAGUGGGCAAAGUGACCAUUCUCAUGUUACUUAGAAACCUAUUGAGGUUGCAACACUACAAGACUAUAUUGCAAACCACACCUUGA
Molecule: messenger RNA, 1245 nt
Organism: Marasmius oreades (fairy-ring Marasmius)
Lineage: Eukaryota; Fungi; Basidiomycota; Agaricomycetes; Agaricales; Marasmiaceae
Exons: 9
Coding region: 1-1245 (414 amino acids)
Biological process (GO): purine nucleobase biosynthetic process
Cellular component (GO): cytosol
Molecular function (GO): methylenetetrahydrofolate dehydrogenase (NAD+) activity; methylenetetrahydrofolate dehydrogenase (NADP+) activity
Source: RefSeq, a predicted model, not a curated record